AAUUUCACACCACGUUGGAAAAAUGCCGGUUAUGAAAGGAUUACUGGCGCCCCAGAACACCUUCCUCGACACCAUUGCCACCCGUUUUGACGGAACACAUAGCAACUUUAUCCUCGCCAAUGCCCAGGUGGCUAAAGGUUUCCCUAUAGUCUACUGUUCCGAUGGCUUCUGUGAGCUCGCUGGAUUUGCCCGAACCGAAGUCAUGCAGAAGAGUUGUAGCUGCAAGUUCUUAUUUGGUGUUGAAACCAAUGAGCAGUUGAUGCUUCAAAUAGAAAAAUCACUGGAGGAAAAAACAGAAUUCAAAGGAGAAAUUAUGUUCUACAAGAAGAAUGGUUCUCCAUUUUGGUGCCUACUGGACAUUGUUCCUAUAAAGAAUGAGAAAGGAGAUGUGGUACUUUUUCUGGCCUCAUUCAAAGAUAUAACAGAUACAAAAGUGAAGAUUACUCCAGAAGAUAAAAAAGAAGACAAAGCCAAGGGAAGAUCAAGAGCAGGAACCCACUUUGACUCAGCCCGGAGACGGAGCCGAGCAGUCCUUUAUCACAUCUCUGGGCACCUGCAAAGAAGAGAAAAGAACAAAUUGAAAAUAAAUAAUAAUGUUUUUGUAGAUAAACCAGCAUUUCCAGAGUAUAAAGUUUCUGACGCAAAAAAGUCCAAAUUCAUACUUCUGCAUUUUAGCACUUUCAAAGCUGGCUGGGACUGGCUUAUCUUGUUGGCGACGUUUUAUGUCGCCGUGACUGUACCUUACAACGUCUGCUUUAUUGGCAACGAUGACCUGUCCACCACUCGCAGCACAACAGUCAGCGACAUAGCAGUGGAGAUUCUUUUUAUUAUAGAUAUUAUUUUAAAUUUCCGAACAACUUAUGUCAGCAAAUCUGGCCAAGUUAUUUUCGAAGCAAGAUCAAUUUGCAUCCACUACGUCACAACCUGGUUCAUCAUUGAUUUAAUUGCUGCCCUGCCCUUCGAUCUCCUGUAUGCUUUCAACGUCACAGUGGUGUCUCUCGUGCAUCUCUUAAAGACUGUGCGGCUGCUGCGUCUUUUGCGUCUCCUGCAGAAGCUGGACCGUUAUUCCCAACAUAGCACAAUCGUCCUGACUCUGCUCAUGUCCAUGUUUGCGCUCCUUGCACACUGGAUGGCUUGUAUCUGGUAUGUCAUUGGAAAAAUGGAGAGGGAAGACAACAGCCUUCUGAAGUGGGAAGUUGGUUGGCUCCAUGAGUUGGGAAAGAGACUGGAAUCUCCCUACUACGGCAACAACACCUUGGGGGGCCCAUCCAUCCGAAGUGCCUAUAUCGCCGCUCUGUAUUUCACCCUUAGCAGCCUCACCAGCGUGGGGUUUGGGAACGUCUCUGCUAACACAGAUGCAGAGAAGAUCUUCUCCAUCUGCACCAUGCUGAUUGGUGCCUUGAUGCAUGCCUUGGUGUUUGGGAAUGUGACAGCAAUCAUACAGAGGAUGUAUUCCCGAUGGUCUCUCUAUCACACCAGAACUAAGGACCUAAAGGACUUUAUCCGUGUUCACCACCUGCCUCAGCAGCUCAAGCAGAGGAUGCUCGAGUAUUUUCAAACCACCUGGUCAGUCAACAAUGGAAUAGAUUCAAAUGAGCUUCUGAAAGACUUUCCAGAUGAGCUGCGUUCUGACAUUACUAUGCACUUGAACAAGGAAAUCUUGCAGCUGUCCCUUUUUGAAUGUGCCAGCCGAGGCUGCCUCAGGUCUCUGUCUCUACACAUCAAGACCUCCUUCUGUGCUCCGGGGGAGUAUCUGCUGCGCCAAGGAGAUGCAUUGCAGGCCAUCUACUUUGUGUGCUCGGGCUCCAUGGAAGUUCUUAAAGACAGCAUGGUGCUGGCUAUUCUUGGUAAAGGAGACUUAAUUGGAGCAAAUCUAUCAAUUAAGGACCAAGUGAUCAAAACCAAUGCAGAUGUGAAGGCUUUAACCUACUGUGAUCUUCAGUGCAUCAUCCUCAAAGGACUCUUUGAAGUGCUAGACCUUUACCCAGAAUACGCUCACAAAUUUGUGGAAGACAUUCAGCAUGACCUCACAUACAACCUUCGAGAAGGUCAUGAGAGUGAUGUGAUAUCAAGAUUAUCGAACAAAUCUACAGUCUCACAGUCAGAGCCCAAGGGAAAUGGCAGCAUCAACAAGAGGCUCCCAUCCAUUGUAGAAGAUGAGGAAGAGGAGGAGGAGGGAGAGGAAGAGGAGACAGCCUCCCUCUCUCCCAUCUACACAAGGGGAUCCUCCUCUUCACGCAGCAAGAAGAUUGGAAGCAAUAAAAGCUACCUAGGCUUAAGCUUAAAGCAGUUGGCCUCAGGAACUGUGCCAUUCCAUUCACCUAUCAGAGUCUCCAGUUCAAAUUCCCCCAAAACCAAGCAGGAGACUGACCUCCCUAGCCAUGGCAAAAGGAAAGAGAAGAACUUGAAAUUGCAGCUUUCCACUUCGAAUAGUGCUGGACCCCCAGACCUCAGUCCAAGGAUUGUUGAUGGAAUUGAAGAUGGAAAUAGCAGUGAAGAAAGUCAGACUUUUGACUUUGGUUCUGAACGAAUCAGGUCGGAGCCCAGAAUUUCUCCUCCUCUUGGGGACCCAGAGAUUGGAGCUGCUGUUCUCUUCAUCAAAGCAGAGGAGACCAAGCAGCAAAUAAAUAAACUCAACAGUGAGGUAACAACACUGACUCAGGAGGUCUCCCAGUUAGGUAGAGACAUGAAGAACGUGAUGCAACUCCUGGAAAACAUCCUGUCACCUCAGCAGUCGUCUCGGUUUUGUUCUCUGCAUCCCGCCUCUGUGUGUCCAUCCAGGGAGAGCCUGCAGACCAGGAUGAACUGGAAUGUGCACCAACCUUGCCUACACUUGCAAACAGGUGGAGCAGCUUAUACCCAAGCACAACUUUGUCACGGGAAUGUCACCUCAGACAUUUGGAGUGUGGAUCCCUCCUCUGUGGGGAGCAGCCCCCAGCGAACUGGAGUUCAUGAGCAAAAUCCUGCAGAUAGUGACCUUUAUCAUUCUCCAAACCUCGAUUAUUCACCUUCCCACUACCAGGUCGUCCAAGAAGGUCAUUUGCAAUUUUUAAGGUGCAUCUCUCCACAUUCAGAUACCACACUGACCCCUUUGCAGUCUAUUUCGGCUACUCUCUCUUCCUCUGUCUGCUCCUCCUCGGAAACAUCUUUGCACCUGGUUCUCCCAAGCAGAUCCAGAUCAGAGGAGGGUAGCUUCAGCCAGGGACCUGUUAGUUCCUUCAGUCUGGAAAACUUGCCAGGCUCUUGGGACCAAGAAGGAACAGCAUCAGCCUCUACCAAACCCUUGGAGAACUUUCCACUGGAAGUUGUCACAAGCACAGCGGAAGUGAAAGAUAACAAAGCCAUAAACGUAUGAUAUCAGCACACCAGACGCAGCUACCAUUUUGAAACCCACAACUGCAUGACAACUUUAGUUUGCCUUUUCUGCCUCUGGUAGGCAAAGUUGGGAAUCCUGCAGAAGAGUGCGUGAGGAGCCAGAGAAAGGCAGAGCCACCUCCAUACUGUAGCAAACGAUUUCUAGAUCCUAGAAGUAUAAUACAAGCAUUUUUCUGUACAGGUAUUAACUUCCUGGUCUGUUUGACAGACUUUGGUAAAAGUCCAAAGACCCUGAGGGUCUGAGCAGCUAGAAGUCGCAGACAAUGAAUUUGUGGAUUAGUUUUGUCCUAGGUGGCUUUUGUGAAGUGCAGCAAAGGUUUUUCCUGAGUGCCUGUUUGUCAUUCCUGAACAAUAUCCAUAGCACUGUUGGCCUCGGGAGUGCACAACUCCCGCUGAUCUAUUUUUCUUUUGGUGAAGGCAAAGGGACAAUUAUCACUGCAUGUCAUCUCCUAGACAAUCAGUCAAAUAGAACUGGUGGCCAGUGGUUAGCUAUUCGCACGUUAUUUGCCAUGUAAAUGAAAACGUCUUUAUUUAUCA
Molecule: messenger RNA, 3912 nt
Organism: Sciurus carolinensis (gray squirrel)
Lineage: Eukaryota; Metazoa; Chordata; Mammalia; Rodentia; Sciuridae
Gene: Kcnh8
Product: potassium voltage-gated channel subfamily H member 8
Exons: 16
Coding region: 23-3355 (1110 amino acids)
Biological process (GO): regulation of membrane potential; potassium ion transmembrane transport
Cellular component (GO): membrane
Molecular function (GO): voltage-gated potassium channel activity
Source: RefSeq, a predicted model, not a curated record